AGAAAUGGUGGCGGUUCAUAUAGCGAUGCUUUCGGAACUAGGACUUGCGAAUGAGACAGAAAUUGAAGGGUGCUCGUGAAGUACGACGGGCGCCUUUUUUCGUCUCUCGGCGGGGUAAAGGGAGCAGGGUGAACUCACGCGCAUCGGCACAUCGAUGUAAAUCGCUCCGAUUGUCAAAAGGAGAGCGAGUCGGUCGUGUCGUGGCGUCGAUUGCUUAAAGAAUUGGUUCGCGCGCGUUUCACACGACGCAGCUCAACGAAGGCUUCUCGAAGUUGCGCGACGGCGAGCUCGGUGUACUCCCCGAGAAGAAUCGGCAAGCUGGACACUCGCGAUCGGCGACUAGCGUGCGCGCGGACGAGGAUGAGGAGGAAGUGAGAUGCGCGAGAGACGAGCGGCGGAGAGUGACUCGCGACGGUACGUAAGCCGCAUCUCUUGACGUUUCUCUCCUGUCUCUGGACUUUCACACGGAAGGACGAAGCACGCUACGUUCUGAUCGUCGCGAUGCCGAUUCUGUCGUGCGACGCGAUCAUCCUCGGCCGUUUGCGCCGCCGAGACAGCGGCACGCGGUGAUACGGCGAUCGGCCGAUCGCGAGUACGAGCUGUCGUCCUCCGCGUAAUCAUCCGCGACGCUUGCUUCUCACUAGUGAGGGAGGAUCUCGUCUCUCGGUGGACCACUGCACCUACGCGCAUCGAUGUUCUUGCCGGACCGUUCCUGAGAGCCCUACGGCUAUAUACACAUGAAAUGGGUAGCGCUUGGUGGCAGUGCGCUGCGUGUCUGAGAGCCCAGGAAGAAGACAUCUGUGAGCUGCAGCUGAAUCACUGUAAUCUCUAUGAUGUACCACCUGAUGUGUUCAUUUACGAAAGAACGUUGGAAAAAUUAUAUCUUGAUGCCAAUAGAAUAAAAGAUCUUCCUAGGCCACUAUUUCAGUGCCACGAGUUGAGAGUACUUUCACUCAGCGAUAAUGAAGUUAGUACGUUACCACCCGCCAUAGCGUCGUUAAUCAAUCUGGAAUACUUGGACCUCAGCAAAAACAGUAUAAAAGAGUUACCGGAUAGUAUAAAAGAAUGCAAAAGUCUCCGCUCUAUAGAUAUCAGUGUUAAUCCCUUCGAACGUUUCCCGGAUGCUAUCACGCAUAUCGUCGGUCUGCGCGAGCUCUACAUAAACGACGCGUACAUAGAAUAUCUGCCGGCUAACUUCGGACGACUGUCAGCCUUAAAGACGCUCGAGCUGCGGGAGAACAACAUGAUGACAUUGCCUAAGAGUAUGAGCCGUUUGGUAAACUUACAGAGGCUCGACAUCGGCAACAAUGACUUCACAGAGCUGCCUGAAGUCGUUGGGGAUCUCAUCAAUCUCACCGAGCUGUGGAUAGAUGGCAACGAUAUCAGGCGUAUCCCGGGUAACAUCGAGCAGUUGUACCGCUUGAAUCACUUCGACUGCACGAUGAACGCCAUUCACACGCUGCCGAUGGAGAUACGCGGUUGGCGGGACAUUUCAAUCAUGAAUCUGUCCUCGAACGAGAUGUACGAGUUGCCGGAUACGCUAUGCUAUCUACGCACGGUCGUGACACUCAAGAUCGACGACAAUCAAUUGAACGCACUGCCGAACGACAUCGGCCAGAUGUCGAGCUUAGAGGAGCUUAUAGUCACUAAGAAUUUCCUCGAGUACUUGCCGUCUUCGAUAGGACUGCUGCGCAAGCUGCACUGUCUGAACGCGGACAAUAAUUAUUUGCGCGCGCUACCGGCCGAGAUCGGCAGCUGCACCGCGCUCUCUCUGCUCUCCCUGCGAUCGAACAAUCUAACGCGCGUGCCGCCCGAACUCGGCCACUUGUCCUCCCUGCGUGUGCUCAAUCUCGUCAAUAACUGCAUCAAGUUUCUACCGGUCUCCAUGCUGAAUCUGAGCAACCUUAAGGCCCUGUGGCUCAGCGACAAUCAGAGCCAGCCGCUGGUGCCGCUGCAGCAAGAGUUCAACUGCGAGGAGGACAUGAUGGUGCUGAGCUGCUUCAUGCUGCCUCAGAAGCCACGGCAGGACCUGGAGCAAAUGGCGCAAUCCGCAGGACCGAUUUCGAGUUCAAUCAUUGGAACAGGCAAGAGAAUCUGUUUUGCUGCUGAGGUAGAUUCCGAAGUCCCCAGGCAACUUCAUCGAGCACCAACCCCUUAUCCCAAGGAGUUACGCAACCUCGCUAGGCAUGCGCGUAACUUGCAUCACCAAUCCAUUCACGAUCAAAGAAGUGCGCCUUCGUCUACCAUCACCACUGUGGAUCGUCACACGGCUAAGAGCUGCAACAAGAGCAACCGAGUCGCUGAGCCCGGUGCGGAACACUCGGUGUCCGAGGAGUCGUCUGACGAAGCGAACAAGACCGUGCUGGCGAAAGAGAAGAGCCCCGACAUUCGCGAGGCGAAAUACAUCCGCAACCCUACGUCCGAUUACCUGGUCAAAGCGCCGACGGUCGCCGAUUACGUCAACUCCACGUGGAAACCGGACGAGUACUCCAAGGCGAAUACAGCAAGGAUAGUGGAGUCCGAGAAGUUUAUAGAACCCUACAAGACUAUCUACGCAGAUGCAGACGGCAAGUAUCGCGAGCAGAUGAGGACGAGCAUCUCGAAGCCGUGUGACGUUCCGCCGGUUCCACCUCCGUAUCACAUCGCGGCGGCGUUUUCCAAGAAAGCCGCCCUCUUCCAGCAGUUUAACAAUCCGAUGGAACCGGACCCGCGGGUAGCUUCACCCUCGUCACCCUUCAAUUCAUCCUCGAAUUCGGCCGCGACGUUUCCGGACAUACCAUCGAAGACAAAUCUGGACGCGAGCGCAGAAGCGACGAAGGCCGAGGAGUACACGUCCGCGCCGGAUGAUCAUCAUCGGGCUACCUUCGCCGACUCGAACGCGUCGACGGGUAACACGGGGACGGAUUCCAUCGAACAUUCUCAAACCACGGACCAAUCCUACACACCGGUGUCGGAGGGCGCCGACUCCGCCGAGCAGGUGUGCGAGAACGAUCGUACCUUCAAGCCGAGCAAAAUUCCCAUUCUCAAGGCGAAGCACAUGGAAAACGCGGCCAACACGUCGAACAGCGAUACCUCGGUAAGGCGGCCGAGUCCCGCAGCGGAGGAGUACGACGCGAGCAAGACGUCGUUGAACGCGUAUUCCGGUAUACCGACGUCGCCGGUCACGGGCAAGAAGUAUCGCAGUCCGUUGUCGACGCCGGCCAAGUCGCUCGAUCGCUCAAGGAAGAUGACGAACGGGAGCGUCGCGAACAACAAUUCCUGCGAAAUCCCUGACUCGCCGGACGCGCCGAACAUCUUGAGUCGGCCGAACGUCGUCAUCGCGAAGAGCAUCGUCAUCGAGGAAUCGAGUGUCACGCCUCCCGCUAUCGUCGUCGUUAAAAGCGAGGCCAACUCCGACCGAGACACGCCGAAUUUCAACAGCAAACCCUCGGGCGACGCAAGCAACGCCGAGUCGAAGGAGCAGGCGAGCCCCGCGUUGAACGAGACGCUUCAUUCGGAGAGAAAGCCGAGGUUCAAGUGGAUGUUCGGUCCUCACAAGAAUGCCAACGUGCUGCCUGUUCAGGUAAAGAAGAACCCAGGCCUCGGUUUCAGCAUAGCCGGCGGAGUAGCGGGCGCGGAAACCGGAAUAAUCGUGACGAAAGUGAAUCCCGAUGGGCCAGCUCAAGGUACUCUUCGGCCGGGAGAUAAGAUCUUAGAGGUAGACGGUAUUGACUUCACCAAAUCUGAUCAUAAUAACGCUGUUGCCGUUCUUCGAGCUACCGGUGCCGUUGUGUCUAUGAUGAUAAGUCGCCACCAAUGAUUGUAAGUUAUUGGAGAACUUUUUUCUAAUUCUUUUAGAUGAUGUACGAUCGCUUUACAUACUUCAGACUGAAUACAUUUUAUAUAUAUAUAGCUCUAAA
Harpegnathos saltator (Jerdon's jumping ant) is the source of this 3899-nucleotide messenger RNA. RefSeq names its product leucine rich repeat containing protein 7 lap1 (gene Lap1). Bases 743 to 3799 code for a protein of 1018 amino acids. The transcript has 10 exons. Gene Ontology annotation, biological process: neurotransmitter receptor transport, endosome to postsynaptic membrane; cell-cell adhesion; embryo development. Lineage: Eukaryota; Metazoa; Arthropoda; Insecta; Hymenoptera; Formicidae. Gene Ontology annotation, cellular component: postsynaptic membrane; adherens junction; basolateral plasma membrane. Gene Ontology annotation, molecular function: protein kinase binding. The record is from RefSeq and is a predicted model, not a curated record.